AGAUGUCGUUUUGAUCGGUAAAAUAGUUUGACAGCGUCGUUAUCAGAGGAGGGGACCUUCAAAUGACCUUUUCUUGUGUCCUCUCAUCUACUUUUGACAGUACCUAGUAGCGGGUCGGGAGUGUCUGUGUUUUGCAAAUUCAUCUUAAUUAAAAAUCCACCACAAUGAGCACCUACUUCCAGUACCCGACCCCUGAGCUCCAGGAGGAGCUGAGGAAGAUCGCCCAGGCCAUCUGCGCACCUGGCAAGGGCAUCCUCGCCGCUGAUGAGUCCACAGGUACCAUGGGCAAGCGUCUGCAGGAUAUCGGCGUUGAAAACACUGAGGAGAACCGCCGCAAGUACCGCCAGCUUCUGUUCAGCUCUGAUUCGGCCAUUUCCGAGAACAUCUCCGGCGUGAUCCUGUUCCACGAGACGCUGUACCAGAAGGCUGACGACGGUACGCCCCUCGUCCAGCUGCUUGAGAAGCGUGGCAUUAUCCCCGGCAUCAAGGUCGACAAGGGUGUCGUGCCGCUGUUCGGCUCGGAAGACGAAUGCACCACCCAGGGGCUUGAUGACUUGGCUCAGCGUUGCGCGCAGUACAAGAAGGAUGGGUGCCACUUCGCCAAGUGGCGUUGUGUGCUGAAGAUCGGCCGCUUUACUCCAUCGUACCAGGCUAUCAUGGAAAACGCGAACGUCCUCGCGCGUUACGCGUCCAUCUGCCAGAGCCAGCGCAUCGUGCCCAUCGUGGAGCCCGAGGUGCUGCCUGAUGGUGAACACGACUUGGACCGCGCCCAGAAGGUGACUGAGGUCGUCCUCGCCGCCGUGUACAAGGCGCUGAGCGAUCACCAUGUCUACCUGGAGGGUACGCUGCUCAAGCCCAACAUGGUGACCGCCGGUCAGGGCUGCAAGAAGACCUACACCCCGUUGGACAUCGGCCGCGCCACUGUCACCGCUCUGCUCAGGACCGUGCCCGCUGCCGUUCCUGGCGUAACAUUCCUGUCCGGUGGCCAAUCUGAGGAGGAGGCGUCGAUCAACUUGAACGCGAUCAACUCUGUGGACCUGAAGCGGCCGUGGACGUUGACCUUCAGCUACGGGCGCGCCCUCCAGGCCUCCGUGCUGCGCGCCUGGGCCGGCAAGCCCGAGAACAUCCUCGCUGGCCAGAUGGAACUCAUCAAGCGUGCCAAGGCUAAUGGCCUAGCUUGUCAAGGGAAAUACGUAGCCGGUUCGAUUCCGUCUCUUGCCGCCGGAAAAUCCAACUUUGUCAAGUCCCACGCUUACUAGGCUGCUGAGAAUUUACAAAAAAAAGCAUUCCAUAAUGAUAGACUGAAUAUGAAAGAUGUAGAGAGCAAACUUUUUUUAGAACUGCUUUAAAUACAGAUAAAAAAUCUUGCAAUGACUAAGGUGACCCCGACUAAGACUGAAUUUUUAAUAGAGCCGCCAUUUUUUAAUCAAAUGAAACUAAUAGAGGUAUCAGUUUUUGAGGUUAUUUUUACGUUGUCACAUACAUUUGUACUAAAAAGCUAAAUAAAUCUAAAAUAUCUCGAAUCACGUUACGCCAGAGCUCAAUUUUUAAAACUUGCUAUUUGUGUUGUCCUUUUGUUAGUAGUUAUAAGCUUGUAAUUUAGUUGCAUGUUAUGUGUUUGUAGAUUAAAACCGCAUGUACUGUUUGUAAAUACCUAGUCAUAGAAUUUCUAAACGAUUUUUGUUGAAUUUAUUCAUAAGGCGCAAAAUAUUAAGUAUUUACAUUGAUAUAUAUUUUUAAAACAGUAUGUGCUGUAUCUAAAUGAUAGUCUGUUUGAACUCUUAAUGUGACUUUUUUGAAAUUUGAUUAUGUUCGAGGUAUCAUCAAGUUUUUAAACAUUUUAUGGAAUAACUGAUAUACUACGGAAAACAGAGGGUCCCUCGACAUACUAGAAAAGUUGCCGCCAAAACACGCGCAGAUAGAGCGCUGGUGGCGAGCGUUAGUUCUGUCAGUGUUCAUAAUGAUACGACACACCGUCACCAGAUGGCGCUUCAUACUGAAAGCUUAUACAGGUGGCGACAUCUAGUUUCUCCUUAGCGAAAUAGAGUAACAAUAUACUUACGAUCCCUCAAACUACAAAAAGAGCGAAUGCUCGCCAUUGAUACUACAUUUAAAAUCUAUGGAAGGAAUUAUAAUUAUAAGGUAUUAGUUGCAUAUACCUCCACCAACCCGCACUGAACUGCGCGGUGGAGUACAGUCCAUAUAAACAUCUCCAGUUCAUCAAAGGGCGUGUUUGACACCUGUCUACCUUUUAAAUAGCUAACGAUCGUACGAACUGCCAAUGCGAUUUCGUUGACGACAUUAUACAUACUAAGUACGUAGGUAAAUAAUGUAUGGUAUUUUUGGAAAAAAGUAAAAUAUUACUUAGGUUUACUAUUCGGUCAAGUAGCUUAUGGCAUCUGAGGUAUAAAAAGGGCUACAUCGAAGCAAUUCAUCUAACACCCAAUAUUAUAUUACCAAGGAUACUCCUACUACAGGUAUAUUUUUUACUUAAAAGGAGUAACCAAAAAGGAUAAACUAUUUUUAUUUUUUUUAUUGCCAUUUGACAUUUUCGCAUUAUGAAACUAAGUGCGCAAUGCCAACAAAAGUCAAAAACCAAUAUUGUUUUUUUUAAUGAAUCGCUUCGAAGUGGCCUUUUUAAUCCCUCUACGGCACACCUAAUCACGUCAAAAGUAAAAAAAAAAGCUUUAGUUUAUUCUAUCAUAUAAUAGAUGUAGCUUGCACGUAAUUAGCAACUAAAUACUGUACCG
Messenger RNA from Pectinophora gossypiella (pink bollworm), 2750 nucleotides. RefSeq names its product fructose-bisphosphate aldolase (gene Ald1). The record is from RefSeq and is a predicted model, not a curated record. The transcript is spliced from 9 exons. Gene Ontology annotation, molecular function: fructose-bisphosphate aldolase activity. Gene Ontology annotation, cellular component: cytosol. Lineage: Eukaryota; Metazoa; Arthropoda; Insecta; Lepidoptera; Gelechiidae. The coding region runs from base 165 to 1259 and encodes 364 amino acids. Gene Ontology annotation, biological process: fructose 1,6-bisphosphate metabolic process; glycolytic process.